Melanaphis sacchari is the source of this 573-nucleotide messenger RNA. Its product is annotated as zinc finger BED domain-containing protein 5-like. Lineage: Eukaryota; Metazoa; Arthropoda; Insecta; Hemiptera; Aphididae. The record is from RefSeq and is a predicted model, not a curated record. The coding region runs from base 1 to 573 and encodes 190 amino acids. The transcript has a single exon.
AUGAAAUUUAUUAAAAAAACUGCAACUGAUUGUACAAAUGAAAGCGCCGUAAAAGCAUCGUUCAUAGUUUCUUUACUAAUUGGGAAAUCAGGGAAACCUCACACGAUCGCUGAGGACUUGAUAUUACCUGCUGCGAAAGCUAUGGUUUCUGAAAUGAUCGGCGAAGAAGCUGCAAAUAGCUUAAAUAAAAUUGCAUUGUCAAAUGAUACAAUAAAAAAGCGAAUUGAUCGUUUAUCAGGAAAUAUUAAAGAACAGUUGUUGAAAAGAAUUAAUAAAAGUGACUACUUUAGCCUCCAACUUGAUGAAAGUACCGAUAUAACUAAUAAAUCAGUAUUACUGUGUUAUGUAAGAUACGAAUACGAUAAUGUCAUUUCCGAAGACAUUUUAUUCGUAACCACUGUGGUACACACCACGGCAGAGGAAAUAUUUUGUAAAAUUAAUGAAUUUAUUAUAGCGAAUGAAAUUGAAUGGACUAAAUGUGUAGGAGUUAGUACUGAUGGGACUCGAGCAAUGUCAGGAAAAUUUACUGGAUUAAUUGCACGGAUUAGAAAUAUCAUACCAUCAGUCACAUGA